Messenger RNA from Syzygium oleosum, 2055 nucleotides. RefSeq names its product probable pectate lyase 8. The record is from RefSeq and is a predicted model, not a curated record. The coding region runs from base 122 to 1456 and encodes 444 amino acids. Lineage: Eukaryota; Viridiplantae; Streptophyta; Magnoliopsida; Myrtales; Myrtaceae. Gene Ontology annotation, molecular function: pectate lyase activity. The transcript is spliced from 7 exons.
CUUCUCUGCUUUACCUUGCUUUCGCUUCUUUCUUCUCUCUACAUCACCGUCUUCUUCACCGAGAGAGAGAGAGAGAGAGAGAGAGAGAGAGAGAGAGAGAGUCUGCAACUUCCGACGGCGAAUGGCGGCGGCGAAGAGCCUUGUCUGCGUGAGCGGGGCGGUGCUCCUGAUGCUGUUCAUCGGAGCAACAAUCAUGGGAAUGUCUCCGUACCGGAAUGUGGAAAUGGAGAAGAUGCUGCAGAGCUCGAGCAACUCGUCAAUGGCCGCGAGCUCGGAGGCGGCGGCGGACCACUCGAGCCGCCGGCAUGCGGUGGAAGAUCCGGAGGAAAUUGCUUCCAUGGUGGAAAUGAGCAUCCGCAAUAGCACCGAGAGGCGUAAAUUGGGUUAUUUCUCAUGUGGAACUGGUAAUCCCAUUGAUGACUGUUGGCGGUGCGAUCGCAACUGGCACAAGAAUCGCAAGCGCCUGGCCAACUGCGGCAUUGGCUUUGGUCGCAAUGCCAUUGGCGGCCGUGACGGGCGGUUCUAUGUCGUCACCGACCCGAGCGACGAUGACCCUGUCAACCCAAGGCCAGGCACCUUGCGCCAUGCUGUGAUCCAGGACAAGCCGCUCUGGAUUGUCUUCAAGCGGGACAUGGUCAUAGUGUUGAAGCAAGAGCUGAUCAUGAACAGCUUCAAGACCAUCGAUGGCCGCGGUGCCAAUGUCCACAUUGCCAAUGGAGCAUGCAUCACCAUUCAAUUCGUCACCAACAUUAUUAUUCACGGUCUUCACAUCCAUGACUGCAAGCCCACUGGCAAUGCCUUGGUCAGGAGCUCGCCAACUCAUUAUGGCUGGAGGACUAUGGCCGAUGGCGACGGUGUAUCCAUUUUCGGGUCGAGCCAUAUCUGGGUGGAUCAUAAUUCACUCUCCAAAUGUGCCGAUGGCCUUGUGGAUGCUAUCAUGGGCUCAACAUCCAUUACCAUAUCCAACAACCACCUCACCCACCAUAAUGAGGUGAUGCUGUUGGGCCAUAGUGAUUCUUACACAAGAGACAAGCAAAUGCAGGUGACUAUCGCUUACAACCAUUUUGGGGAGGGCCUCAUCCAGAGAAUGCCAAGGUGUAGACAUGGUUAUUUCCAUGUGGUGAACAAUGACUACACGCACUGGGAAAUGUAUGCAAUUGGUGGUAGUGCCAGCCCCACUAUCAACAGCCAGGGCAACAGAUAUGCAGCUCCGUCCAACCCACAUGCGAAGGAGGUGACUAAAAGGGUGGAUACAGCAACAAGCCAGUGGAAGGGCUGGAAUUGGAGGUCAGAGGGAGACCUGUUGCUUAAUGGUGCCUACUUCACUCCAUCAGGAGCCGGAGCCUCCGCGAGCUAUGCUCGUGCUUCAAGCCUCGGAGCCAAGUCCUCCUCCAUGGUCGGCUCCAUCACUUCUGGUGCCGGCGCUCUUUCCUGCCGCCGCGGCCAGCAGUGCUAAUAGCGACUGAAGUGGCCUCAAAAUGGGGGUCAAUUUUCCCUAUCGAUUGAUUUCCACAAUUCGCAGUAUAAUAUAAUAUAUUCCCUACCACAUCCAUUGUUUUCACAUACCCCAUCUACGUGAUUUGGCAAGUGUACAAAUUCUACACAUUGUCAUGAUAUAUCACCCAAAUUCCUACCCCACUUUCAAUUUCCCCUGUUUUCAGGUUUUCCAUCUGUUUCCAACCUCGGCCUGCUUUGAAUCAACAAAACCACAGCCAUACUUAGAAGCAGGUGCGGAAGCGUUGUUGAUUUGUUAUCUUCCUUUUCCCUGAUUCGUGUCAUCCACCCAGUUCAUCGUCCCCAUCUUCUUCCUAACCAUCAUCAUUCAAACCAGUCAAUUUGUGUGUCUCUCACCGUCAGUGUCGUCGGUUUCUUACAUAUUUUCUUGCCAUUUGAGUCUAUAGGUUCCGGACGAUUCCCGAAUUUGUGUUUACCUUCUUUUUGUCUUAGCAAUACGGGCGAUUAGUACGAAUGUGAAACCUCGAGUCCUGGAAAGACUUUCUGUUACAGUUGAUGCAUAGAAAUAGCAGUGUUGUUUCCUUGGCUUUCUUUUUUCUC